AAUGACAAAAGAGAUAUCCCCAUAUAUUGAAGAAAUUUUCCAUGGCAAAAGCAGCUAAACAUCUCACAGAUAAGAGAUAAAUUGGAAUAAACAGCUGUCAGUGUUAAAUAAAUAUCCUGGAUAAUGUGCAGGACAGAAAUAACUACAGCAUCAUCAAACUCCUUUCUUCACUUUAUUUAGCUGUUCUUGCAUGUAGCUCCCAACUUUGCACUGCUUCAGUUUGUGGAGCAUUUAUUUUUGAAUCAGCUGCAUUUGUUAAGACUGUAACAACGAAAGGCAUUUCCUGAGAGGCUGCAAGGAUGAGCAGCAAGAAAGAACAACAGCUAAGAAAAUACGGGACCCUAGUAGUGCUUUUUCUCUUCCAAGUUCAGAUUUUUGGUUUCGAUGUUGACAAUCGACCUACAACAGAUGUCUGCUCGACACACACAAUUUUACCUGGACCAAAAGGGGAUGAAGGUGAAAAAGGAGAUAGAGGAGAAGUGGGCAAACAAGGGAAGGUUGGACCAAAAGGACCAAAAGGAAAUAAAGGACCUGUGGGGGAUAUUGGUGACCAGGGAAUGCUUGGGAAAAUCGGUCCAAUUGGUGGAAAGGGUGACAAAGGAACCAAAGGCUUACCAGGGGUUUCUGGAAAAAAGGGAAAAGCAGGCACGGUCUGUGACUGUGGAAGAUACCGCAGAGUUGUUGGACAACUGAAUAUCAAUGUUGCUCGGCUUAACACAUCCAUCAAGUUUCUAAAGAAUGUUAUAGCAGGUAUCAGGGAGACAGAUGAGAAAUUCUAUUACAUCGUGAAAGAAGAGAAGAAUUACAGAGAAGCCUUGAUCCACUGCAGGGACAGAGGAGGAACACUGGCCAUGCCUAAAGAUGAGGCAACCAACACCCUGAUUGCUGACUACUUUGUGUACGCAGACAACAGCCCACUGCAGAACUACAGUAACUGGAAGGAAGGAGAGCCUCACGACCCAGCUGGCCGUGAGGACUGUGUGGAAAUGCUCAGCACGGGAGAGUGGAAUGACUCCGAGUGCCAAGUCACCAUCUACUUUGUCUGUGAAUUCCUCAAGAAGAGGAAAUAA
Messenger RNA from Charadrius vociferus (killdeer), 1070 nucleotides. It is a transcript of the gene COLEC10, whose product is annotated as collectin sub-family member 10 (C-type lectin). The record is from RefSeq and is a predicted model, not a curated record. The coding region runs from base 300 to 1070 and encodes 256 amino acids. The transcript is spliced from 7 exons. Lineage: Eukaryota; Metazoa; Chordata; Aves; Charadriiformes; Charadriidae.